Molecule: messenger RNA, 2433 nt
Organism: Caretta caretta (loggerhead turtle)
Lineage: Eukaryota; Metazoa; Chordata; Testudines; Cheloniidae
Gene: DYNLT2
Product: dynein light chain Tctex-type 2
Biological process (GO): microtubule-based movement
Cellular component (GO): cytoplasmic dynein complex; cytoplasm
Molecular function (GO): dynein intermediate chain binding
Source: RefSeq, a predicted model, not a curated record
GGGCUGCGCAGCGCGAAGCUGGAACGCCGUAGUUGUAGCUGCCGUUGGGUGGCGGUUGGGGGAAGGCACCGAGCCCGGUCUCCUCCUUCGCAGGGGCGGGACGCGACACGUCAGGGCAGAAGCCAUGGACAAACACGCGAAGGCGUCGAGACUUCUCUCGGGUGGGAAGGGGGAGCGGCGUUUAAGCAUGUUCGAGAAAGACAGCCAUGCACAGCUCUUAAAAGACAGAAUGAGAAAUUCAAGCCAUGAAGUUCACGGUAUGGAACCAAUGGAUGGGGAAUCGUUUGCAGAGUUUGGGAAAAGUGAAAUAUUUACAUUGAAGACUAGCAUGGCAAAAAUAAAAUAUGCCAAUACGUACAGAAUGGAGCCAUAUAGGAAAUUCCAGGCUCAUUUAGUAAGAAACAAAGCUCAACUUAUACUAACGCAGAGACUUCAAAAAACCAAGUAUAAUGGUGCGACUAGUGUCUUCUUGUGUAAUUCAAUCUCAGAAGAAAUAUUAAGAGCUGUCAAGGACAUGGGCUUUGAUCGCUAUAAAUAUGUAGUAACAGUCCUAAUCUUGCAAAAGACUGGUCAGGCAAUAAAAAUGUCCAGCAGAUGGGUCUGGGAUGUUGCAAGGGACAACUGGGUUUCAGCUAAAUGUGAAACAGAAUCCUUUAUUUCAUUGGCUUUGAUAAUGGCUUGUUAUUAUGAGUAGUUCUCUAAAAGCAACCUCUGUUAACGGUCAUCACAAUACUCUGUAUAAUUGUUCAAAAAUCUUCAUAAAGUUACAGUUAUUUUAGAACACUUCCUUUGUUAAGUUAAAAACAGUUGAUACAUUGAAAUUCACAUACAUUUAAACAAAUUUUACCAAUUCUUUUCUAUAAUUUUUUUAAAAAUGUAUAUGGGAGAGUCCAUACUGUAUACAUCUGCUGUGUUUAUGAAUUUAUGACAGGUACAAAGAACACAUUUUGCAAGGUGCUGAAUGGGGCCUCGCACAUUCUAAAGAAUGGGUUCCAACAAAUUACAUGUGACAAUUCCAUUCAUAAAAGGGAAAUAUUCUGCUCUUUGAGGUGACUCUGAAACAGAAAAGUAACAUUGUAUUUACUCUCAGUUGUCAUAUUCAUCAAAUUCCACAGCAAGAAUCUCUUCAGAGAUCUAGUAGUGAGGAAAGCCACUGUAAUGUGGCUUAUUUUUAAAAUCUUUUCUUAGAUUAAAUACAUUUUCCCUACUGUAGCCAGCUGUUUUUUCUUAUGCCUGUUAAACUCUCAUUUUUGUACUUUCAAGUUUGGAACAUUCCAUUUAAGGUCCCAGUCCUGCUCCUGUUGAAGUCAGUAGGAGUGUUGUCAUUGACUUCACUGAUACCAGGAUGGACCCCAAAUUACAAAUCAUCAGCUGUUUUAUAAUCCUUAGUCUGGAGGCUGAUAUAUUGUAUUUAGUGGAUUCAAUGACUUUUUUUAUUUCAUCGGACUGGUUUGUAAUGACAACAAAGCCAGAAGAGCUGUAAAAUCCAUUCAGUGACAACCUAAAAUCUUUGGAGAUGGAUAUGUAAUUGACAGUUAAUGACAACAAUACAUAUAUAUAUUGAAAAGAAUGGCUAAGACAAAAUUUGCAAAGUACUUAUACAGAAUGUUAGAACUGCUAACAUUAUUAACCUAACAGUGACUCAAAUCUGCUAUUAUUUCAUUGAUAUUGUUCAAACAUAAUGAUUCAAAAGAAAAUAAAUAGUAUUUGUUUUCAAAAUAAUAUAGAUCAUGUUUAAUUUUCUGUUACAUAACCAAGCCAUCAGGCAUUUCAAGGUUGUAGUUAAUGCCUUUGACUACAAAGCAAGGGUAGCUUUAGUAUCAGGGUUCAUGAGUUCAGUUGUACCCGUAGAAAUCACCCUUAGUGCUGGCUCUUGUCCCAUGAGGCUGUGACCAUGUACCAGGUCACAAUGCCCAGAGCAGGGAGCCAUGCCCAGCCCUGUGGGACAGGAGCUGCUGCUACUGGACAAGUGUAGUGCUCUCUCACUCUUCAAGCCCACUGCCUCCUCGCACCCAGGACUUCCCCUCCCCAUUAGCAUUGUGGUGUUGGGGAGAGGGUGCUGAUUUGGGUGGUCAGUAUCCCCUCUUUAGUUUAGUAUAGUGCAUGCAUUGAAUCAGGAGGCUACGUCCACCCCUGCCACAAAGCAAAUACUUCUUACAUAGACAAGGCAUCAGAAUGGUAAUUUCACCUGGACAUGGUAACAACUGGCUUCUUCAAGCUUAAUAAACUUGGGCUCCACUCCAGUAAACACUUAAGCAAUGGGUCAAGUAUGAGGGGGUAGCUGUGUUAGUGUAAAUGUAAAUAUAUAUAUAAGCUUCUUAUUCUGUAAAUGCUAACACACACAAUAAUUUUGCACAUGUGAGUGGUCCUAGAGAACUCAAUGGGACUAAAAGAAAAGGAGUACUUGUCGCACCUUAGAGACUAAUCAAUUUA